GAUGCCCAGGGGGUGAUCUGCGGCGACGAGAUCGAAAGCCAGAGAUUGAUCGAUGCUUUCGGGAGAGAAAACGUCACGUCGGAGCGGGACUGGGGGCGAUGCUAUGGGAAGGGAAGUGAUGUUUUGCAUUUAAAGGGGUGACUCCUGUUUUCGUUGACACCCAUCGACAUACAUCAGCGACUUUUUCGCCUUCUCGCGUCUAAGCUGGCACGGUCCAUGGAAUCAUACAAUUCAAUAGCGCCCCUGGUCAAAUGUGCUUAUGAAUGACAUCAAACACCGGCCGGUCUCACCACGGCCCUCUUCGCAAGCAGCCUGUCCCGAUUCCCCAUUUCCCACACAAUUCCCACCACCGCCUCCCCAGCCAAGGCUCAUCGAGCAGCGCCGUCCCCAUCCCUCCGCCGCCGCCUCCUCCUCCCCUUCGACCCGCCUCCGUCCAAAAUCGCCCUGAAGCCCUCCACGAUCGCGAUCAUCGCCACCGCGAUCAGAUACUGCAUCAUCGACACCACCCACCUCGCCGGCGGGAAGCGCAGGAUGGGGUUCCCCCCGUCGUCGCGGACCCGCCCGGCGCCGCGGAGGAAGCGCGCCGUCGCAUCGUCGGCGGAGGACGAGGACGGGGGACGUCGAUGACGUGGUUCGGACAUGGGCGCCCGGAUGGUGAGCGCUGGAGCGCGGGCGGGCGUUAGGGUUGGGGCUUACGCCGGCGGCGGGGGGCGCGCGGGGCGGUUGAUCGACGCGAGAGAGAGAGAGAGAGUCACGGAUCGCCCCGUCGAGGUGUCGAGAUGCUUUGUCCCGCCGUGUGAGCGGGUGUCGUCGUUGGAACUGCGCAGAGGAUUUCGUAGGGAGAAGAAAGAAUUACAUCUACAGGAGGGACGGGUACAUCGAGGACGAAAGAGCGGGCAGAUGCGACCGGUGGAUGACGAUGCAUCGAGGCCUCUCCCUCCCUCUCUCUCUCUCUCCGGCGGCGUGGCGCGGCUCGGCACACCGCGGAGAUCUGCCCGCCCGGGCGCGCCCCUCGAUGGCCGUCAUCAGCCGCUCUCUCCGCGCAAGCUUUCCGGCGUCGUCCCUGCGACCGCACUCCCC
Messenger RNA from Dissoconium aciculare CBS 342.82, 1080 nucleotides. RefSeq lists its product as uncharacterized. NCBI's taxonomy places the organism in Eukaryota, Fungi, Ascomycota, Dothideomycetes, Mycosphaerellales, Dissoconiaceae. The record is from RefSeq and is a predicted model, not a curated record. The transcript has 2 exons. Bases 264 to 683 code for a protein of 139 amino acids.